Molecule: messenger RNA, 1335 nt
Organism: Naegleria fowleri
Lineage: Eukaryota; Heterolobosea; Eutetramitea; Acrasida; Naegleriidae
Exons: 1
Coding region: 1-1335 (444 amino acids)
Source: RefSeq, a predicted model, not a curated record
AUGACAGAAUUAUUCGGAGAUAAUUGUUUAUUAUUUUCUGCACCCUCUCAUGUUGGUGGAUCUGUGGACAACACAAUCAUACCAUCGGUGGUUGCCUACUGUGAGAAGGGUUUUUGUUCCAACAACACUGCCACAACAACAACAACUAACAACCUCCCGAGAGGUUCUCUCUAUUCCAUCUAUGUAAACGAUAAGAUUCAUGUCAUUCUUGAUACUGAAUUUACCAUGCAAGCCAAACCUAUCUUGAUUGAAUUGAGAAGUUUUCUAUUUGAAGAUGAAGACAAUGAUGAAAGUUUUGAAGAAGAGUCUAUUCUCGUGUCUGAUUUUUCAUUCCCAACUACAAGUGUUGUGAUACAUAUUCGGAGAGAUAACUCUUCACGAAGAAAGAAUAGAAAAAACAAGGCUAAAUCCAUCAAAGGAGAACUCACUCCUCAAGAUAUUGAAAAGAAGAAAAAGAUGAGACGGAGCUUAACUCAAGAAGCCACUAAAAAGGUUUCAUUCCUACGGGUUGUGCGCCAAGAGGAUGGUGCUGUAUUGGCUGUCUCUCAAAAUAUGUGGUGCCGAAGUAAAACGAGAGAUGAAAUGGAAAAGAAGAAGGAGAGAAGACAGCAAACAACAACUAAAACUAGGACCAAAAAUCCAAGCACUAAGAGAAAGGAAAAUCCACAAGUUGAGCUUGUGCCUGUGGAGCUAGAUCAAGACAUGUUACGAACACAUCUCUGUAAACGAUCCAAGUCCAAUGAGGAGAACAACAACGCUAGUGCUGCCUCUAAUGUUCACUCUGUUGUCACUUCUAACAACAACACUGUAAAUAUUAAUGAGGAAGAAAUUCCAAUGGAAAUGCUUCAAAUGUACAAUCCUCAAGAGUGGAUGACGUACACGAAUGGAAUAGCUGAUAGCUUACAUUUCUUGACACAGCAAUUGUGUAUGGCUACCACAAAGAGCUAUCAACCAAUAUUAAUGGUUGUACCAGUUGUAAAUAAUCACCUACCAGAAGAAGAGAAUGACUUUGAUCCAUCCAUGUUUCAAUCGGCUCCAACUGCAUUCUUCAAUUCGCCUCUCUUUGCCAACAAUAAUAACACGCCAAACGGAGGAGCUGUUAAUUUGGAUGAAAUUGACUGGAGUCAAUUUAUGGAAACACCAACCUCACCUCAACAAGCGCGACAAGAUGUCGUCACUCCAAGCAAUGGAGAUAAUGCAAUGACGCCUUCCAAAGCAAUUUCAUUGGAUGAUUUCUCUCAAAAUGACUUAGAUUUUUUGCUUAAUGGCAACUUUUCCACCCUUAAUGUAUGUGAACAGGUUGAAUUAUCAACUUGUUGGCCAACAAUACUUUGA